CAUCUGGCGUUGCUUCUUCUUAUAAGUUUCGUUCGUCUCGCGAAUUUCGGCGGUGUGUGUGUGUGGAGCCUUUUCCACGUUUUUUCCUCCGGAAAAGAGAUUUGCAAUUGGGCCCCCACAUUGGAGCCAUUUGUGCGGCGAGCAUAAACCGAGCACGACAAAGCAAACAAGGCACAAUAGCGGGUGCACACUGGACGUAAGGUGACCGCCAGACGACGAAGAGCAGCAGUAGAAGACCGGCGAAACGUGGAAGCAAGCAAAAGUAGCAAAAAUGGAGGCACAAAAACUGACGGAACUGUUGCGCGCAACUAUUGAUCCGAAUCCGGAGCAGCGCAAGGCGGCCGAGGAUCAACUGGCCCAGAUACACAAAAUCAUUGGAUUCGUCCCCGCCAUUCUGCAGAUCGUGAUGCAGACGACGGUGGAACAGCCGGUGCGCCAGGCAGGUGCUGUUUACCUUAAGAAUCUGAUCAACAACAGCUGGUCGGAUCAUGAGGCCAAGCCCGGAGAGCCCAUACCAUUCUCAAUUCACGAACAGGAUCGUGCUAUGAUCCGUAGUGCUAUUGUGGAUGCUAUUGUACAUGCCCCCGAGCUGAUCAGGGUCCAGCUAUCUGUAUGCGUGAAUCACAUAAUAAAGAACGAUUUCCCUGGGCGCUGGCCACAGGUGGUGGACAACAUCAGCAUCUACUUACAGAAUCAGGAUGUUAACGGCUGGAACGGAGCUUUGGUGACCAUGUACCAGCUGGUCAAGACCUACGAGUACAAGCGGAGUGAGGAGCGAACGCCGCUGAAUGAAGCCAUGAACCUAUUGUUGCCCAUGAUCUACCAGCUAAUGGUUCGUCUGCUGGCCGAACAGUCCGAGCAAUCGGUGCUGCUGCAGAAGCAGAUCCUCAAGAUCUACUACGCCCUCACGCAGUACAGCCUUCCGCUUGAUCUUAUCACCAAGGAAGUUUUCUCCCAGUGGAUGGAGAUCUGCCGACAGGUGGCCGAUCGUGACGUGCCUGACAGCUCGCAUUUGGACGAUGACGAGCGAACAGAAUUUCCCUACUGGAAAACUAAAAAAUGGGCGCUCCACAUCAUGGUCCGCAUGUUCGAACGUUAUGGCAGUCCAGGCAAUGUGGUUAGUGAAAAAUACCAAAAAUUCGCCGAGUGGUAUCUGUCUACCUUUAGCCAGGGCGUACUGGAGGUACUCCUCAAGAUCCUCGACCAGUACCGAAAUCUCGUCUACGUUUCACCACGUGUCCUCACCGAUGUGCUCAACUAUCUAAAGAAUGCUGUUAGCCACGCCUACACUUGGAAGCUGAUUAAGCCUCACAUGGUAGCCGUUAUUCAGGAUGUGAUCUUUCCCAUCAUGUCGUUUACUGAUUCUGACCAGGAGCUCUGGGAGAGUGAUCCCUACGAGUACAUUCGCCUUAAGUUUGAUAUUUUUGAGGACUAUGCCACACCUGUACCGGCCGCUCAGUCUCUGCUGCAUUCCAUCUGCAAAAAACGUAAGGGCAUCCUACCAAAGGCCAUGGCCACAAUUAUGCAGAUAAUAACAUCUCCGAAUGCGGACAACAAGCAAAAGGAUGGUGCAUUGCACAUGAUUGGAACGCUAGCGGAUGUGCUGCUGAAAAAGGCCCUGUACCGUGACCAAGUGGAGUCCAUGUUAACCACCUACGUGUUUCCGGAAUUCCAAAAUCCUGCUGGGCACAUGAGAGGUCGUGCCUGCUGGGUGCUCCACUACUUCUGUGACGUUCAGAUUAAGAAUCCCCAAGUGCUCGCCGAGAUUAUGCGUCUGACCACACACGCUUUGCUAACUGAUAAGGAGUUGCCUGUCAAAGUGGAAGCGGCCAUCGGUCUGCAGAUGUUCCUAUCGUCACAGGACGAAGCGCCGCAAUACGUAGAGGGGCAGAUUAAGGAGAUCACCAAGGAACUGCUCACCAUUAUCCGUGAGACGGAAAACGAGGAUCUGACAAACGUAAUGCAAAAGAUAGUGUGCACCUUCACCGAGCAACUGCUGCCGGUGGCAACCGAGAUCUGCCAGCACCUAGCCACCACUUUCAGCCAGGUUUUGGAAUCUGAGGAGGGAUCCGACGAAAAGGCCAUCACAGCUAUGAGUCUGCUCAAUACGAUCGAGACUUUGCUCAGCGUGAUGGAAGAGCACCCCGAUGUCCUGCUCAACCUGCACCCGAUCGUUAUCAAUGUGGUCGGACAUAUUUUCCAGCACAACAUCACUGACUUUUAUGAGGAAACCUUCUCGCUGGUUUACGAUCUGACAGCUAAGGCUAUUUCUCCAGAGAUGUGGCAAAUGCUGGAGCUGAUCUACCAAGUGUUUAAGAAGGAUGGUAUUGACUUCUUCAUCGACAUUAUGCCUGCGCUGCAUAACUAUGUAACAGUCGACACUCCAGCCUUCCUAUCAAAUCCCAACAGGCUCUUGGCCAUCCUCGAUAUGUGCAAGACGAUGCUUACUGGCAGCCCUGGCGAAGAUCCAGAAUGCCAUGCCGCAAAGCUAAUGGAGGUGAUCAUAUUGCAGUGCAAGGGCCAAAUCGACUCAGUGAUACACAUGUUUGUUGAGCUUGCCCUGUCCCGGCUAACUCGCGAAGUACAGUCCUCCGAACUACGCACCAUGUGCCUGCAGGUAGUGAUCGCGGCACUCUACUACAAUCCCCAGUUGCUGCUAUCCAUUCUGGACAAAAUGUCGCAGCAAAACAACGAGUCUAUCAGCGCUCACUUUAUUAAGCAGUGGCUCCACGAUACUGACUGUUUCCUAGGUAUUCACGACCGAAAACUGUGCGUCCUGGGUCUGUGCACCCUCAUUUCGCUGGGCGAAGCCAAGCCGCAGGUUCUAAGUGAGGUGGCCGGCAAGAUUGUCCCUGCCCUUAUUUUGCUUUUCGAUGGUUUAAAACGCGCCUACGAGUCUCGGGCUCAGGAGGAAGAGGAAGAAGAGGAGGAGGAGGAUUGUGACGAUUGUGAGGAAGCUCUGUCCAGCGACGAGGAUGACAUGGCCGAAAUGGCACCCGAUUAUCUGGACAAACUGGCUGAAUAUGCCAAAACGAAGGGCAGUGAGGCGGGCUUCGAAGUAAAAGCAGAGAUUAAGGAUGAGGAUGCGGAUUCGGACGGUGAAGCGGAGGAGUCUUUGGGCGACUUAAACGAGACCGGUCUAGAGUCUUUCACAACGCCUAUCGAUGAUGAAGAGAACGAAAGCGCCAUCGAUGAGUACUGGACGUUUAAGGAAGUUAUUACUGCACUUUCUGCACAAGACCAAGCAUGGUAUGCGCUACUGACCUCUAACCUAACACCUGAGCAAGCAAAGGCUCUGCAAGAGGUAGUAGUAACCGCCGAUCAACGAAAGGCCGCAAAGGAUUCGAAACUUAUCGAGAAACAAGGCGGCUUCGCCUUCCCGCAGACCGCAGUGCCCACAUCUUUUAAAUUCGGAUCCUAAUUAACUGAAUUGACCAGAUCACCAGAGACUUGGUUCGAUUUCUGACUUGAAUGUUUCUCAUAUUCUUUCCAAAAAAAAAAAAAAAACAUCAAACAAAAUACAUCUGGCAUGCUGAUGAUGGCUUUUAAGGCAUUCUCUUGGUUUUCGUACACUCCGUGUACCCAUGUAUGCUGUGUCCAUCGCUCGAUUAAGGAUAUCGAUCGGUUGACCGGCGUCCAGACCGCACUAUAUUUAUUGUAGAUUUAUAUUUUAUUUCCUAUUUCUUGGCCCUAACGGCCAACUAAAUUAUGAUAACUUAAGUCGAAAGUCCAUUGUAAAUCUUUGUAUGUAAACAAAACGAAACGAAAAACAAAAACCGUCGAGGACGAGAAGGUCUCAUAAAAUGAGAUUGUGCCCACCAGCACGCCCCCGCAGAACUCCAAAAAGAUGGCACGUAGGUCAGAGAAUGAGAAUUCAACGCAGAGCAUUUCACAUACAUUUUCUUUAUACACACAUAAACACGUAUAUUCUGUACUAAAUGAAGCGAUAUUUUUGAAAAAUAAACAAAAAAAACAUUUUUAACGUUUGAA
This is a messenger RNA of Drosophila eugracilis, 3990 nucleotides long. RefSeq names its product importin-7 (gene msk). The transcript is spliced from 10 exons. Gene Ontology annotation, biological process: protein import into nucleus. Gene Ontology annotation, cellular component: nuclear envelope; cytosol. Gene Ontology annotation, molecular function: small GTPase binding. Lineage: Eukaryota; Metazoa; Arthropoda; Insecta; Diptera; Drosophilidae. Bases 272 to 3421 code for a protein of 1049 amino acids. The record is from RefSeq and is a predicted model, not a curated record.